Molecule: messenger RNA, 1425 nt
Organism: Capsella rubella
Lineage: Eukaryota; Viridiplantae; Streptophyta; Magnoliopsida; Brassicales; Brassicaceae
Exons: 6
Coding region: 74-1321 (415 amino acids)
Cellular component (GO): chloroplast thylakoid membrane; chloroplast envelope
Source: RefSeq, a predicted model, not a curated record
UCAUCUCUCUUUCUCCGGCUAAAACCCUUUCUUCAACCUAUCUAUGUGAAAAGCUCUGUUCUUUCGGAGAAAAAUGGUAUCUGUAUUAUUCCAAUCUUCUUGUUCUUGUUCACUCUCUAGCUUUCGCUCUGUACAAUUCGGAGCUCGUCUCGUUUCUCCUCUGUAUUUCGCCGGAAGUCAUGUACACGUCACUUCCAGUGGUGGUCUUCGAAUCGAACAAGGAUGUUUACUGAACUUCAAAGGUGAAAGAUCUCAAAGAUUUGUUGUCUCAGCUGUGGUGGAUGAUAAAAGUAUUGUAGCUAAAGAGGAGAAGAAAGAAAGUGGUUCUGAAAAGGUUGUAGAUAAUCAGAAAAUGAUCAAAGUUUGUGAUAAGCUCAUUGAGGUUUUCAUGGUUGAUAAGCCUGCACCAUCUGAUUGGAGAAGAUUGUUAGCUUUUAGCAAAGAAUGGGAUAGUAUCCGGCCGCAUUUUUAUAAACGGUGUCAAGAACGUGCGGAUUCUGAGGAUAACCCUGAGAUGAAGCAUAAGGUUCAUCGGCUUGCAAGAAAGCUCAAGGAGGUUGAUGAAGAUGUUCAAAGGCAUAAUGAGCUUCUGAAUGUUAUCAAGAGGACACCACCAGCUGAAAUUGGUGAACUUGUUGCAAGACGACGAAAGGAUUUCACAAACGAGUUUUUUGAUCAUUUGCAUACUGUUGCAGAAUCCUACUAUGACAAUCCGGAUGAGCAAAAUGCUCUUGCAUCACUGGGGAAGUUGUCUAUAGCGGCUGUACAAGCCUAUGACACUUCAACAGAAAGCAUUGAUGCACUAAACGCUGCGGAACUGAAGCUCCAGGACAUAAUCAACUCCCCUUCUCUUGAUGCUGCGUGCAGAAAGAUUGAUAGUUUGGCUGAGAAGAAUCAGCUUGAUUCCGCGUUGGUUCUUAUGAUCACAAAAGCUUGGUCUGCUGCUAAGGAAUCAAACAUGAUGAAAGAUGAGGUAAAAGACAUACUGUAUCAUUUGUACGUAACAGCAAGAGGGAAUCUGCAGAGGCUAAUGCCCAAAGAGGUGAGAAUACUUAAGUAUCUACUAUCGAUAGAAGAUCCUCAGGAACAAUUGAGCGCUCUACAAGACGCUUUUACACCUGGGGAGGAGCUUGAAGGGACUGAUGUAGACUACUUAUACACGACGCCGGAGCAUUUGCAGAGUUUGAUAAAGACGGUAUUGGAGGCGUAUCAUUUCAGCAGAGAAGGGAGUCUAGUGAAGGAAGCCAAAGACCUUAUGCAUCCUGAGCUCAUUGCCAAAAUGGAACAACUCAAGAAGGUUCUUGAAAAGAAGUAUUUGUGAUCAAAGAUUUUACAAAUGAUAAUCUAGCUUUUGUUACUAUGUAUGUGUUGUUGUAUAUGGUGUAUGACAUUAAUCAGGUUUCACACAUAUUUUUGAUACCACCA